Rotaria sordida is the source of this 312-nucleotide messenger RNA. The record is from the annotation of a GenBank genome assembly. Lineage: Eukaryota; Metazoa; Rotifera; Eurotatoria; Philodinida; Philodinidae.
AUGUUCUGUGCUGGAAAACGUACGAGUGAUCUUCGCUUAAAGAUAAAUCAAGAAAUUGAUUUUUCAAUUGAUGAUGCUAUUGUACAACAUUUUUCAAUAUUAACAAGUUUUCAUUCACAAACAUUAUAUCGUAAUAGUUCUAUUAAACGAAUAACACUUAAAUCAAAUAUGGAAUUAUUUUUUGAUCAAAUCGGAGAAAGUAAAAUAAUAUGUAUGACUGAUGAGUCGUUUAAUACAAUUGUUGUACUUAAAACAAUCAACUUAUUCAAAGCAUUAAUUAAAUUUCAUAUAGAUGUUUUACCAUUUACGUAA